Coregonus sp. 'balchen' is the source of this 10900-nucleotide messenger RNA. NCBI's taxonomy places the organism in Eukaryota, Metazoa, Chordata, Actinopteri, Salmoniformes, Salmonidae. The record is from the annotation of a GenBank genome assembly.
AUGUGGGGCAGUUUUAUCAUAGCUGCUGCUGAGAACAAGCAUAGUAAGAGCAACCAUAUGAUGUGUUAGAUUCAGCUACAGUUCACCACUGUAGGCUGCUCGAACAUGCAUAAUAUGAGCAGUGCAUGUGCAUAUUAGGGUGAGCGGAGCAAUGUCUAUGGCUCUGGGGCAGGUUUUGGGGCAUCAUCAGGGCCCAGAGUUUUUCCUGACCUAGUGACCCCGACAAGGAAACACUUAAGGUCCAUCAUAUUAUGCUGAAUUGUAAAACCAUUGAUGCAACACUGAAAUAGCUUUACUAUGUACCCAUCAUGUCUUCACUUUGUAUCAGCUUUGGGGUCAAUUCCAUUUAAAUUAGUACAUUUAGGAAGUACACUGAAAUCCCCAUUCCAAUUCUCAAUGCUUUUAAAUAAGGAAAAAAUGAAUUUAAAAUUAGAAUUUGGUUUACUUUCUGAACUGACUGGAAUUCAAAUGAAUGGCUCCCAACUCUGCUAUGUACAGUGCCUUCAUAAAGUAUUCACACCCCUCGACUUAUUCCACGGUGUGUUGUUACAGCCCGAAUUCAAAAUGGAUUAAAAAAUUAUCUCACCCAUCUACACACAAUACCCCAUAAUGACAAAGUGAAAACAUGUUUUUAGAAAUGUUUGCAAAUUUAUUGAAAAUGAAAUACAGAAAUAUCUAAUUUACAUCCAAAUUGAGCUCAGGUGCAUCCAAUUUCCAUUCAUCAUCCAUGAAAUGUCGCUAGAACUUGAUUGGAGUCCACCUGGGGCCAAUUCAAUUGUUUGGACAUGAUUUAGAAAGAAACACACCUGUCUAUGUAAGGUCCCACAGUUGACAUUGCAUAUCAGAGCAGAAACUAUGCCUUGAAGUCCAAGGAACUGUCUGUAAAUCUCUGAGAUAGAAUUUUGAUGAGGCAUAUAUCUGGGGAAGGGUAUAAAACAAUUUCUAGAGUGUUGAAAGUUUCCAAGAGCACAGUGGUCUCCAUCAUUGGGGAAUUGAAAAGAACUCUGCCUAGAGCUGGCCGUCCAACCAAACUGAGCAACCGGGCAAGAAGGACCUUGGUCAGGGAGGUGACCAAGAACCCAAUGACCACUCUGACAGAACUACAGAGUUCAUUGGCUGAGAUGGGAGAACCUGCCAGAAGGACAACAGUCUCCAGCACUUCUUCUUUGCGAUUGGGUUGGCGGAUCGCAUCCAACUUUUAAGGUGCAUACACCGCAGCCUACUGUACUGGAGUGUGAGGCCAGUCAUGGCCUACCUACAUUAAAUUAUCUUCAAUAGUCCUGUUCCUCUAAGAAAGUGAAAUAGAGCCCUAGACACAACUUCCCUCCCCCCACUACACCACCCAAACCCCAACCCCGUCCAGCAUCUCUACCCCUUUCACACAGUCUCUCCCCAUCUACGUCAUACAGUUCACAAAAUAUCAACACAUGCUCCACGGUUUCCUCCACUGAACACUCAUCACACAGACCUGUUUCAUGUCUUCUUAUCAUCCACAACGUGGCAUUCAAACCUAUGUGCCCAAGCCGUAGUCUACUCCACACAACUUCCUCUCUCCUACAUCCCAUACUCCCCACCUCUUAUCAGUGCACGUGAUAAAAUUGCCUCCCCUUACUACUAGCAUCCCGAGCCCUUUUGCCCAGAUCAAGGACUUGACUUCCUACCGCCCAACGGGCCCCCUCUCCUCACUGCACUCUUAGCCACAACAUCAGCCUUCACAUUACCCUCCACACCCACACGGGAACCCAACAAAAGCUUAUCACCACUCCCAUCCUCUCCAAUCCCAUUAACAGCACCAUCAUCUCCACAAACAAGUCUCCCCUAUCCGGCCCUAUCUCUCAGUUCAUAUUCUACCACUUUGUGCCCAAUUGUCCACCCGUACGCCCUCUGCUCCCAACAUUCCCCAGUUGCCAUGACGCUAAUGCAAGUUUAUUUUGUUUUAUUUACAGUUGAGUCAUUUAGCAGACACUCAUGUCCAGAGCGAUUUACAGUAGUGAGUGCAUACAUUUUCAUUUACUGGUCCCCCCGUCGGAAUCAAACCCACAACCCUGGCAUUGCAAGUGCCGUGGUCUACCAACUGACACACACGGGACCGCCUUAUCCUCAGUGGCAGCUCCCCAUAUCCACCUGCAAUGCCUCAACAGGUGUGGUCCUGAAGGCACCCACACACAAUCUCAGGGCCCUUGACUGUAUCCUAUCCAGGCGCUGUAGUACCGUUCUGGCUGCCGAUCCAUAUACAAAGCACCCAUAAUCCAAAGAUGACCUGAUCAAUGCCUGACAUUCGCAACAGUGUUUGUCUAUCCGACCCCCAAUCAUAUCCUGCCACUGCCCUCAUGAGGUUCAGCACCUUCUUACACUUAAUUUCAAUAUACUCAACAUGUUUCUCCACAUAAGCCUCUCAUCAAACCACAUACCUAAAUACUUAAACUCAGACACCCUACCUAUAUCAUGACCGUAUAUAUUUGCAGCCUAAAAUCUUUAACAUUCCUCCUAGAAAACACCAUAAAACAGGACUUUGCCACAGACAUCCUAAACCCCCAUGUUAGAGACCAAUCUUCCACAACUCCCACAGCUUCUUGCAUCUUCCUCAUCACAUAUUUCACAUUCCCACCUCUCUUCCAUACAGUCCCAUCAUCAGCAUACAAGGCCACACCCACUCCCUGCCCCACCUUCUUAAAUAUGUAAUCUAUCAUCAGGGUGAACAACACCGGACUAACCACACUUCCCUGAGGAGUACAAUUGUCCACUUCAAACCACAUUGACAAUUCUGACCCCACCCUCAUGAACCGAUCGAGCAGGAAGUCCAUGAUCCAGUUAUACAGACGUCCCCCAAUGCCCAAUGCACUCAACUUGAUCAACAACCCUUCCCUCCACAUGGUAUCGUAAGCUUUCUCAAUGUCAAGAUACACAACACUCAUCACCUCUUUUAUAGUCAGGGCCUUGGCUAUCUCUGUACUAACUGUCACCAGGGCAUCCAUGGCAGACCUCCCUCUCCCGAACCCACUCUGUGCUACGCUCAACAAACCCCUAACUUCCAAGAAAUACAUCAUCCUACUCACUAUCAUCUUUAUUGGAUGUCAACGCGAUAGGCCUAUAACUGCCCGCCCUAGCGGGACUGUUACCUGGUUUUACAAACAGCAACACCACCACACGUUUCCAACCAGCAGGUAUCACCCCAGUCCUCCACACCUUAUUAUACAACCCUAACACUGCUUCCAACAACCUGUUCGGUGCAUGCUUAAACAUCAUAUAACACACCAUCUUCUCCAGGAGCAGUCCGCCAGCAUCCUUCCAACGCCCUUGUCAUCUCAUACAUAGAAAACUCUGCAUCCAUAGCUUCUCCUGACUCCCCUAAUUCCUGCCAUGCCUCCCUUUUCACUAUUUAAAAUUGUUCUUCUCGCCAUCGCUCUCUUCCUUUGAUACUCCAUGAGAUUCCUUUCUGUCAAGCCAUUCUUGCGUACCCUUUUCCUGCACCACCUUUGAGCACUCAUCUGUCCACCAUUGCACCACCCGCCGUCUUCCUCCCCCCAGAUCACACUGGAACAGUCACAUCUGCAGCUGAUCUAAUUACAGACGUUACUGCCUCAGCGCACUCAUCCACAGACCCCUCAAUUGAUAACUUUUGUCCCGCCCACUCGCACAGGUACUUGAACAUCUUCCAGUUAGCUUUCUCAAAACAUCAAGUCAUGUUAUUGCCUCUACUCUGCAUCCACACAUCCUCAUUGAACUUACAUCGAACCAGAAAAUGAUCACUCCCUACCGUGGUUUCUCUCAUCACUUCCCAUUCACACCUCCCUGCCACCGCCGCAGAUACCAAUGUCAAGUCCAAGCAUGACUCUGUAACCGUCACCACAUGAAUUAUCGUCCCCCUCCCAUCAUUAACACAUACUAAUCCCCUGUUAUCCAUAAAUUCUUCAACUAUACUCCCAUUGUUAUCUUUAUGCAUACUUCCCCAGAUUUAAUUAUGGGUAUUAAAAUCACCACACCACGUCCUAUCAAUCCCUUCUAACAGUGCUAACAUGAGAGGUUUGCAGGGGUUAUAGAAAUUAACUAUUACAAUGUUACCUCUAUUCCUACAUAUUUCUAUCCCCACACAUUCCAAUUCCUGUAUCUCCAAUACUCUGUACGCCAUCCCCUCUAUAACGAACGUCGCACAACCCCCACCUGACUCUAUCACAUCAUACCAAACUGAAUCCCAGAAUCACAAUCUCCAGUUGAGGUUUGAGCCAUGUUUCUUGGACACACAGUACAUCUGGUACUACCGCCAUAUCAUAUACAUACUUCUUAAACUCCUGCCCGUUAGCUAUUAAGCUUCUAGCGUUCCAUUGAAGGACUGCAAAAACCAUAGUAAAUAGGUUGUUCCAACCACCUCUUGGCUGAUUCAACAUCUCAUGCAUCAUUACUCCAGUUGCUUCUGUAAUUCCCAGGAAAUCUUUGGCCGCGCGUACCACCACUUCUAUGUGUGCAGACUUUUUCUUAACCUGAUUACUAAUAUUCAACACACUACACAUGAAUGCCAAGAAGUCCACCCUGUUCACCACCAACGAUUAUUUUGUGACCGCACACUGAUGGUCACAUUUCGUGUAAACCCCAGUUUGUGCUACACAGAAAGUGGCACAGGUCCUAAUCCAGGCACUUGUCAUCUCCCGUCUGGAUUACUGCAACUCGCUGUUGGCUGGGCUCCCUGCCUGUGCCAUUAAACCCCUACAUCUUAUCCAGAACGCUGCAGCACGUCUGGUGUUCAACCUUCCCAAGUUCUCUCAUGUCAUGUGGCUUCCAGUUGAGGCUCGCAUCUACUACAAGACCAUGGUGCUUGCCUACGGAGCUGUGAGGGGAACGGCACCUCCUUACCUUCAACCUUAUCAAACCCUACACCCAAACGAGGGCACCACGUUCAUCCACCUCUGGCCUGCUACCUCCCCUACCUCUACGGAAGCACAGUUCCCGCUCAGCCCAGUCAAAGCUAUUCGCUGCUCUGGCACCCCAAUGGUGGAACAAGCUCCCCCACGACGCCAGGAGAGACACUUGAAACCCUACCUCUUUAAGGAAUACCUGGAAUAGUAUAAAGUAAUCCUUCUACCCCCCCCCCCCCCCAUAAAAAAAAGAAGAAAAGUGGUUGUCCCACUGGCUAUCAUAAGUUGAAUGCACCAAUUUGUAAGUCGCUCUGGAUAAGAGCGUCUGCUAAAUGAUGUAAAUGUAAAUGUGCUACUCCCUCACCUCCCCCUUCCAUUGGAGGCCGCUGCACCAAUUUACUCACAGGUUCUGUACUUUGAACUCUCCGUGCUGCUUCAGCAUACUUUACCUUGUUUGUGAUCUUACCUGUACCUCUGCUUCCUGCUUCUGUGCUAUACAUCCCCCGAACGCAGCACUAUGUUCCCCGCCGCAGUUACAGCACCUUGCCUUGGCCUCCACCACAUACUUGCCAUAUUCAUGUGGUCCCCCACACUUCGCACAACGUCUCUUCCCCUUACAGACGCUAGCUACAUGUUCCAUGCGCUGACACUUAAUCCGUUAUCGGAUGUAACAUUUUACUGGUUGGCUCAGAGCAAACCACCACUACUUUAUUCUCCUGUACCUCAUCUCCCUGCCUGUUUGCUGUGGAAAAUCCACCCUCAUCCCCUUUUCUGAACCUUUUCCUAUUUCUUUCUGUACUGUCAUGUAGGUAGACUCAUCACUGAUCCUACUACCUUCAUCCAUCUCAGACUUACUCCCAUCUCAGCUACCUGCCAUGCCUACCUCAGUCUCAGUACAGCUGUGCAGAUCCGCCAACCAAACGCGCCACUGCGUUCACUUCCAAAACGGAAUGCUAUGAUCGAACACAAAAAAAAUUACAUUUGUGUCCAAAGUCAAAUUCCACAGUUAUCUUGUACGUCGUGAUUCAAACCGGGUGCUCACCAUCCAGUCACCUACCCCAGAGUCCCCAGAGUCCACCCUCUACAGCACUUCACCAAUCAGGGCUUUAUGGGAGUGGCCAGACGGAAGCCUGGAGUUUGCAAAAAUGCAUGUGAAAGACAGAUCGUAAAGGCAAAAGAUUUUCUGGUCUGAUGAGACACAAAUGUAACUCUUUGGCCUGAAUGCCAAGCGCUAUGUCUGGAGAAAACCAGGCACAGCUCAUCACCUGUCUAACACCAUCCCUACCGUGAAGCAUGGUGGCAACAGCAUCAUGAAAUGGGGAUGCUUUUCAGCUGCAGGGACUGGGAGACUGGUAAGGAUAGAGGGAACAAUGAAUGAAGCCAAAUACAGGCAAAUCCUUGAUGAGAACCUGCUUCAGAGUGCAAAUGACCUUAGACUGGGAGCGAAGAUUUACGUUCCAACAGGACAAUGACCCCAAGCUUACAGCCAAAGCAACGCAGGAAUGGCUUCAGAACAAGAACGUGAAAGUCCUUGAGUGGCCCAGCCAAAGCCCAGACUUGAAUUCCACAGAAAGACUUGAAGAUUGCUGUUCACUGCUGCUCCCCAUCUAACUUAACAGAGCUUGAGAAAAUCUGCAAGGAUGAAUGGGAGAAAAUCCACAAAUCCAUAUGUGCAAAGCUGAUACAGACACCCAAGACGACUAAAAGCUGUAAUCGCCGCCAAAGGUGCUUCUACAAUUUAUUGACUCAGGGGUGUGAAUACUUCUGUAAAUUAGAUAUUUCUAGAUUUUAUUUUCAAUAAAUGUGUUACAUUUAAUCCAUUUCGAAUUCAGGCUGUAACACAACAUGUGGAAUAAGUCAAGGGGUAUGAAUAUUUUCUGAAGGCACUGUACAUAUGUCUUUACAGUUUUGUGAGGUGAUCAGCGAGGUACAUGGAAUCAGUGCUACAGGAAUGUAUGAGGGGGAUGAUCCUCUUCAAUUGGAGAGACUCAGUGUCUACUUCAACGAGGCAAAUUAGAGAAAUUGAGAUAGUUGAAAAUAAAGAGUUCUUCAGUUAAUUGUGAACGUAUUAUCUAGGUGAGCUCGGGCACGGAGAGGGUGCUGUACUUCUGGCUGCCGCGCGCCGUCAGAUUUAAGUGCCUUUGAACGGAAUAUGUUAGUAAUAGCCAGGCACACCGGUUUAUGUCAAGAACUGCAACACUGCAGGGUUUUUCAUGCUCAACAGUUUCCCAUGUAUAUCAACAAUGGUCCACCACCCAAAGGACAUCCAGCCAACUUGACACAACUGUGGGAAGUUUUGGAGUCCACAUGGGCCAGCAUCCCUGUGGAACGCUUUUGACACCUUGUAGAGUCCAUGCCCCGACGAAUUGAGGCUGUUUUGAGGGCAAAAGGGGGGGUGCAACUCAAUAUUAGGAAGGUGUCCUUAAUGUUUUGUACACUCAGUGUAUAUAUGUCUGAUGAUCGCACACAAUUCUCUUGUUCUGUGUUCCCGUGGAAUAGGACAUUCUGGAGCUGGGAACAACUGGGCCAAGGGCCACUACAAAGAGGGAGCAGAGCUGGUGGACACUGUGAUAGGCAGGGUGCAUCAAGAGAGCGAAGACUGACUGUUUGCAAGGCUUCCAGUUCAUCCACUCCCUAGGUGGUGGGACGAACUCCGGCAUGGGCACUCUCAUCAUAAACAAGAUCCGCAAGGAGUGUUCCGACCGCAUCAUGACCAGCUUCAGAAUCAUGCCCUCGCCCAAGGUCUCAGACACAGUGGUGGAGCUCUAACACCACCCUGUCAAUCCACCAACUCCUAGAGAACACGGAUGAGACCUUUUGUAUCGACAACGAGGCUCUCUACGACAUCUGCUUCCGUACGUUAAAGCUCAAAACCCUGACCUACCGUGACCUGAACCACCUGGUGAGCAGGGUCACGACCUCCCUAAGGUUCCCUGGCCAGCUCAAUGCAGAUCUCUGCAAACUGACUGUCAUCAUGGUGCCCUUCCCCUGCCUCCACUUCUUCAUGUUGGGCUUUGCACCCCUGACGGCACGCGGCAGCCAGAAGUAGAGCACCCUCUCCGUGCCCGAGCUCACCUAGCAGAUAUUUGAUGCCCGUAAUAUGAUGACCACCUGUGAUCCCCGUAGAGGCCACUAGCUGACCGUGGCUGGGAAGUUCCAAGGCAAGAUGUCCACCAAGGAAGUGGAAGAGCAGAUGUCUCUCUCUCUCUGGCGGGAGGUAAGCUUGGCUUAUAUGGCUUAUAUGGUGUCGAGGGUGUCGAGUAAAGCUUAAACCAUGUAUUUAGAUUGUAGUUAGGUAUUGUAGGUAGUUAUCGUGGGUUAUUGUAGUUAUCGUAGGUUAUUGUAUGUAAUUAUUGUAGGUAAGUAUUGUAUUCGGCUGAGCCCGGUGAAGCACGAGGCUAGCUAACCCACUACCUGGAUUAGCUAGUGGGUAGCUACUGGUAACUAUUAGCAACUGUGGAUAGUUGUUUCACGCUUGAGAGUACCUGUAAUUACACCAGCUAGCUGCCUACCAUUCAGCUGUUUUUCAAACCUCAUUGUCUGAAGCGUUAACGUUAGGUAGUUAGUAGCUACUGUGCUCGAAAUGUAGCUAGCUUGUUGCUACCUGGAUAGCUAACUAAACAAUAGCUGGAACGACCUAGCGAAGACGCGAACUGGCUGAGUCGAUUCAGUGGCUAUCUUUGCACUUGGCUAGCUAACAGUAGCUGCUAGGGGUAAGUUAUAACCUACAUUUGUGUUUUGUUUUUACAUACUGGUAACCAGAGUCAUUCAAGGGAAUUCUGGACAUGGGUGACUAGUUAACGUUAGCUUGGCUCUCUCUGUGUGUUCGUGGCGUGGGAGGAGGGUUUUUUUCGUUGACAGAAAGUAAUGGCUAGUAUGCUAACUAUUCUAGCUAACUAACUGGCUGAAUAAGCUCAUUCCUUCUCCCUCCAAUCUCCUGAUUCUGCCUCCUCAACCCUCCUCUCCUCUCCUCUCUUUCUGCAUCAUUUGACUCUCUAUGUCCCCUAUCCUCCCAGCCGGCUCGGUCCUCCCCUCCUGCUCCGUGGCUUGACGACUCAUUGUGAGCUCACAGAACAGGGCUCCGGGCAGCCGAGCGGAAAUGGAAGAAAACUAGACUCCCUGCGGACCUGGCAUAUUUUCAUCCCUCCUCUCUACAUUUUCUUCCUCUGUUUCUGCUGCUAAAGCCACUUUCUACCACUCUAAAUUCCAAGCAUCUGCCUCUAACCCUAGGAAGCUCUUUGCCACCUUCUCCUCCCUGCUGAAUCCUCCUCCCCCCUCCUCCCUCUCUGUAGAGGACUUCGUCAACCAUUUUGAAAAGAAGGUUGACGACAUCCGAUCCUCGUUUGUUAAGUCAAAUGACACUGCUGGUCCUGCUCACACUGUCCUACCCUAUGCUUUGACUUCUUUCUCCCCUCUCUCUCCAGAUGAAAUCUUGCGACUUGUGACGGCCGGCCGCCCAACAACCUGCCCACUUGACCCUAUCCCCUCCACUCUUCUCCAGACCAUUUCCGGAGACCUUCUCCCUUACCUCACCCCGCUCAUCAACUCAUCCUUGACCGCUGGCUAUGUCCCUUCCGUCUUCAAGAGAGCAAGAGUUGCACCCCUUCUCAAAAAACCUACACUCGAUCCCUCCGAUGUCAACAACUACAGACCAGUAUCCCUUCUUUCUUUUCUCUCCAAAACUCUUGAGCGUGCCGUCUUUAGCCAACUCUCUUGCUAUCGCUCUCAGAAUGACCUUCUUGAUCCAAACCAGUCAGGUUUCAAGACUGGUCAUUCAACUGAGACUGCUCUUCUCUGUGUCACGGAGGCUCUCCGCACUGCUAAAGCUAACUCUCUCUCCUCUGCUCUUAUCCUUCUAGACCUGUCUGCUGCCUUUGAUACUGUGAACCAUCAGAUCCUCCUCUCCACCCUCUCCGAGUUGGGCAUCUCCGGCGCGGCUCACUCUUGGAUUGCGUCCUACCUGACAGGUCGCUCCUACCAAGUGGCGUGGCGAGAAGCUGUCUCCGCACCACGUGCUCUCACCACUGGUGUCCCCCAGGGCUCAGUUCUAGGCCCUCUCCUAUUCUCGCUAUACACCAAGUCACUUGGCUCUGUCAUAUCCUCACAUGGCCUCUCCUAUCAUUGCUACGCAGACGACACACAACUAAUCUUCUCCUUUCCCCCCUUCUGAUAACCAGGUGGCGAAUCGCAUCUCUGCAUGUCUGGCAGACAUAUCAGUGUGGAUGACGGAUCACCACCUCAAGCUGAACCUCGGCAAGACGGAGCUGCUCUUCCUCCCGGGGAAGGACUGCCCGUUCCAUGAUCUCGCCAUCACGGUUGACAACUCCGUUGUGUCCUCCUCCCAGAGUGCGAAGAGCCUUGGCGUGACCCUGGACAACACCCUGUCGUUCUCCGCUAACAUCAAGGCGGUGACCCGAUCCUGUAGGUUCAUGCUCUACAACAUUCGGAGAGUACGACCCUGCCUUACACAGGAAGCGGCACAGGUCCUAAUCCAGGCACUUGUCAUCUCCCGUCUGGAUUACUGCAACUCGCUGUUGGCUGGGCUCCCUGCCUCUGCCAUUAAACCCCUACAACUCAUCCAGAAUGCCGCAGCCCGUCUGGUGUUCAACCUUCCCAGGUUGUCUCACGUCACCCCGCUCCUCCACACACACUCCACUGGUUCCAGUUGAAGCUCGCUUCUGCUACAAGACCAUGGUGCUUGCCUACGGAGCUGUGAGGGGAACGGCACCUCCGUACCUUCAGGCUCUGAUCAGUCCCUACACCCAAACGAGGGCAUUGCGUUGAUCCACCUCUGGCCUGCUGGCCCCCCUACCUCUGCGGAAGUACAGUUCCCGCUCAGCCUCGUAAUGGCUUCCACCUUCAUUGGCAACAACACAGCCAUACAGGAGAUCUUCCGACACGUUGGAGACCAGUUCUCGCUCAUGUUUAGGCACAAGGCCUUCCUGCACUGGUACACCGGGGAGGACAUGGACGAGAUGGAGUUCACAGAGGCAGAGAGCAACCUGAAUGAGCAAGAGGGACCGGCUACGACAAGAGUUCGGAGUCAGACU